UUCUUUUUCUUCAACAUCAUACCUACCCACAGUGUGGCAGUGGCGGGCUAAUGCCAACCGCUCAUCUACUAUGGAGGCCCUUCCUACGGAACUGAUACACCAUAUUUGCACUCAUCUCUGCGACCAUUGCCAGCGCCCAGGUUCAUUUCCUCACGCCGAGAGUUGGGGCGUGCGUCGGAGAAAAGCAGCACUGGCCAACCUAUCUGCAGCAUCGUCACGGCUCCGCGCCAUCGCGCAGCCCUUGCUCUUUCAUUAUUUCGCGACGGGAAACAUGGCACCUCAUGGUUACUGGCCCGACGAGAGGCACGCGGGACUGACCAUGGAAUUCGCUGAAAGAGCCAAAAAGUUGCCUCUUUUCAUCCGCAGCGCCAUACAACGCCCCGACCUCGCUGCCAAGGUGAAGGCUCUGCAGCUCGUCGAAUUUGGUGCCACUACGGCCUUUACUUCCCGCAAGAUCGGCGACGAGUCCAACGAGAUGGACGUUCUGGCGGGCUGCAUGGGGCCUAUAUUCGAAAAGACGCGCCGUGCUCUGCCCGACGAAAGUCGAGAAGAUUCUGCCUCCUGGAAGUGGGUCGUUAAUCAGUGGUCGGAUGGCACCAAGCGGCGGGACCCCGUUCUGCUGGUCCAAAUUGCUCUUCUUCUGAUCCCUAACCUAGAGAGACUGAGCGUCGCUCACGACUUCUCCGGGUAUGAGUUCUUGGAAAUUUCAAAUUGCAAUGGGCCCCUUACAUCACUCAAGAGCAUCGCUUUGCUACCCUGGAUCGGGUACUUCCACAUUCAGGAGGCAAAAGGCCUCUUCGCCGCCGCCCCAAAUCUUGAGACGUUGUACGCCUCUAAUUGCGGCUUCAAAGAGCCAGGUUACUAUCCGUACCGUGGCGUCCCAUUCGAUCUGAGCCUGGGGAAUCUGCAAAAGUUGGUUAUCGGCGACCUUGAAUUCGUCGACUUGGAAGCGCUGCUCCCCGCAUGUCCUCAACUACAGGAACUCCAGUACGUCCGUCCAGAGGAUGAGGAGGACGACUACCAAGACAUGGAUGCGCUGGAAGUUUUGAUGCCGGUUCAGAAAACGCUACGCACGCUGAAGAUUAAGUUCACCCACUGGGAAAAAGAUAGCGCCCAUCUCACGACAAUCGAGUCCCUCAAGGGCUUUAUUGCGCUGGAGGAACUAGUCAUUGAGCAAGCUACCAUCCCGGAUGGCGCGAGGGUGGUGGAUUGGCUGCCACCGUCAGUUGAGCGUGUGCACUUUCGAGAUGUCACCAAAGUAUCUUCAUUAAUGGACCACCUGAGCCUCGUGGCCUCGGAAGCCCCCACGAAGCUGCUUAAAUUGCAAUAUGUCCGUAUCAGCCCGUGGUACCUUCCUGAUUGGAAUGGAACCGGUCUUUCCUGUAUAGCUUCGGUGGACGUCACGGCCGCGUUCAAUCAGGCCGGGAUUACGGUUGAGUAUGUCGCCCCAAGGAUCGGCGAGCAAGAGCCAUGGCUGGAUUUGGUCUACCCUGAGCUGGUAGGGAAGAUUCAAGACUACACUUAUUUUUGAUGAUGGAUUAGAAUUGGAACAGCGUCUACUAGGAUCAGCAAUGAUCUUUCUCCUUGUAACGGUCUCAGGUAGUAUAUUGCAACUAGCUGAUGACGACU
This is a messenger RNA of Parathielavia appendiculata, 1629 nucleotides long. RefSeq lists its product as uncharacterized. The record is from RefSeq and is a predicted model, not a curated record. NCBI's taxonomy places the organism in Eukaryota, Fungi, Ascomycota, Sordariomycetes, Sordariales, Chaetomiaceae. The coding region runs from base 272 to 1531 and encodes 419 amino acids. The transcript has a single exon.